UGUCGGUAUCCAGGUGGAGGAUGGAGAUCAGGCAGCCCACUCUGCCAGGGAAAAAGCUAAGCCUUUGCUGCGUAAAUUAGAGGAAGCAAUUUCAGAUCAACGAAAUCUCCAGACUAUAAAUACUGAGUUAGUGAACACUUGCCAGACACUUGAGCAGAAGACAAGAAAACCGAAAACAACAAUUGAGUCACUAAGAAAGAAGUUAAUUAAAGGACAACUCCAUGGCUUGCUGUUUCAGAGCUGUUUAGAUGAGGAAUUUCCUCACUACGAUCCCUUGUCCUGCACGGAUAGAAUUCAUCAACCUCUCCAGGAACAGUUGAAGCAGUGUUGCCAUAAACGAUAUAGUGGUCAAGAAGCAAGAAUACAUCAGCUACCCCUGACCUUCAGACGUACAUGCUGGUACACACCUCUGCUGGAUGCCUUGUAUCUGGAUAGUCUUACAGCAAUUCCAAGACUAGAAUUGACACCUUUCUCAUGUGUAGCCAACCGAAUCCAUGCUUCACGUGAAAGGCCCAAAUAUGGAGAAGUAGAGGAAGGUGCUUUGGAUGUGACUGGAAGGCACAAGUGUCCAGGCCCUACAGGUGGUCCCCACCCAGGAACAGAUCUUUCAGGUUGCAUCAGGAUGAAUAAUGACCCAAGUAUGGAAGAGAAUGGUGUUGAACGCUUAUAUUCUGAGAGCCUGCCACAGUCCAGGGAAUAUUCCACCCUACCAUCUCCUGGACACACUUCAUCCACAGAGAGUACUGUAACUUCAAGUGAUUCUGGAUCAGAAAUUUUGCAUAUGGCUUCUGGUGUCAUUGAUUGUAAACCACUCUGUGAGAAAGAGGAGGAUAAAAGAUCAACUUCUGCUGUGAAGAAGAUCAAAGGUGGAAGUCCAGCUCCUGAAAAUAUUGCACUCCAAGGCUCUGUGAAUGAAGAAAAAAUCAUGUCAAAUCAGGAAGCCAAAGGGGAACCAGAAACAAUAAAUGAGCACAGAAAAGAAUGUGUGGCAGGAGGCGCUGCUGUUUCCUCUCUUCCUGUGAAGUCAGUUAACUUUAGACAAAGUGACAACACUUCUGCUAAUGAGAAGGAGGUGGAGGCGGAAUUUCUCAGGUUAUCUUUGGGAUUUAAAUGCGACUGGUUCACCUUGGAGAAAAGAGUGAAGCUUGAAGAAAGAUCCCGUGACUUGGCAGAAGAAAAUUUGAAGAAAGAAAUUACUAACUGUUUAAAACUGUUAGAGUCUUUAACACCUCUUUGUGAAGAUGACAGCCAAGCCCAGGAAAUCAUUAAGAAGCUGGAGAAAAGUGUAACAUUCCUCAGUCAGUGCACAGCUCGAGUGGCCAGUAGGGCUGAGAUGUUGGGAGCCAUUAAUCAGGAAAGCCGGGUUAGUAAAGCCGUCGAAGUGAUGAUUCAGCAUGUAGAAAAUCUGAAGAGAAUGUAUGCCAAAGAACAUGCUGAAUUAGAAGAACUAAAACAGGUUCUUUUGCAAAAUGAAAGGACUUUUAACCCUCUUGAAGAUGAAGGUGACUGCCAAAUUAAAAAACGUUCAGCUUCUCUAAACUCUAAGCCAUCUUCUCUUCGAAGAGUGACCAUUGCCUCUUUGCCCAGAAAUAUUGGAAAUGCAGGAAUGGUGGCUGGGAUGGAAAAUAAUGACCGAUUCAGUAGGAGGUCAAGCAGUUGGCGUAUUUUGGGGUCAAAGCAGAGUGAACACCGUCCCUCAUUACAUCGAUUUAUUAGCACCUAUUCCUGGGCAGAUGCUGAAGAAGAAAAAUGUGAACUGAAAACUAAAGAUGACUCAGAACCACCUGAAGAAGAAACAGUAGAAAGGACAAGAAAGCCAAGUCUUUCUGAAAAGAAAAAUAAUCCAUCAAAAUGGGAUGUCUUUUCAAUUUGUAACACAAUAGCUUCCUGGGCAACAAAUCUCAAGACUUCCAUCAGAGAGGCCAGUAAGGCACUCUGGCUUUCUGUCGCGUUCAUUGUACUAUUCGCGGCAUUGAUGAGCUUCUUCACAGGCCGAUUUUUCCAGAAGUCUGUGGAUGCUGCUCCCACACAGGACGGGGACUCCUGGAUGUCUCUAGAACAUAUCUUGUGGCCAUUUACCAGACUCCAACACAAUGGGCCACCGCCAGUGUGACUGCAGCACAUCCUAAUGUGCUAAUGCUAAUCUUGAUUUUUAAAGUUUCAGUAUCUGAACUUUGUAAAUUAGUAACUUUUAGCUGGGAAAUUAUAGCAUGGAACCAGAGGUUCUCAGAAUGACUGUAAGAUAUUUUAUAUUCCCUCUUUUGGUGAUUACCUUCCUAACUAAAAUACAAUGGGGAGGAAGCCCACCUAUAUGAUUUUUUUUAAUGAGCUUUUUGAGGAGGAGAUAUUAUUGUUUGUUAAAAUUUAUUGAAAUAAAGAACCAUUCAAAUUUUCA
Messenger RNA from Aethalodelphis obliquidens (Pacific white-sided dolphin), 2395 nucleotides. It is a transcript of the gene IRAG2, whose product is annotated as inositol 1,4,5-triphosphate receptor associated 2. The transcript has 22 exons. The record is from RefSeq and is a predicted model, not a curated record. Bases 623 to 2113 code for a protein of 496 amino acids. NCBI's taxonomy places the organism in Eukaryota, Metazoa, Chordata, Mammalia, Artiodactyla, Delphinidae. Gene Ontology annotation, cellular component: endoplasmic reticulum membrane.